Messenger RNA from Opisthorchis viverrini, 1404 nucleotides. RefSeq lists its product as hypothetical. Gene Ontology annotation, molecular function: neurotransmitter receptor activity; transmembrane signaling receptor activity; extracellular ligand-gated monoatomic ion channel activity. Bases 1 to 1404 code for a protein of 467 amino acids. The record is from RefSeq and is a predicted model, not a curated record. Gene Ontology annotation, cellular component: neuron projection; membrane; synapse. The transcript has a single exon. NCBI's taxonomy places the organism in Eukaryota, Metazoa, Platyhelminthes, Trematoda, Opisthorchiida, Opisthorchiidae. Gene Ontology annotation, biological process: signal transduction; nervous system process; regulation of membrane potential.
AUGCGAAAAAUGCUAUCAUUUGUAAUCUCCUUGGUCGCCUUGUGUUUGCUGUUUGUCUCAAGCAAAGUGGUUGACCAAGCUAAUGCAGCGGAUGUAAUAGACGAUGCAGUGCUGCUACAAGGUUAUCGCCGACACAUCAUCCCGAAGAACAGUGUUGCUUUUCAGAAUGGAACGCGUCAUCCGUUACUGGUGGAUGUCAACAUCUUUGUAUACAGCUUCAGCUCAAUCAACGUUGCGGCUAUGGACUACACAAUCGAUCUUCUGUUACGCCAAAGGUGGUUGGAUGAGAGACUUUUAGUAAUAGCACCGAAUGAGCCGGUACCAAAGGCUAUAUCAUAUAUGAAGGAAAUGCUGUGGCUACCAGACCUAUUUUUCAGGAAUGCAAAGAGCGGCUUUUUGCACAAAAUCACCCAACCAAAUUAUCUCAUCUGGGUGGACACUGAUGGUGUUGUAACAUUUAGUCAAAAAAUAUCGCUCAAAGCGUCUUGUCCGAUGAAUCUGUGGAACUUCCCAUUGGAUACCCAGUCAUGCAAAUUGAAUAUGGGUAGUUACGGUUACGCCAAAACAGAUCUGGAUUUCUGCUGGUGGCGGAAAGAAAAAUACAUACCCGUGGACAAUGUCUACUGGAAUCGAUCUACAGAGAAAGCGGUUGUUGUCCGACCCGGCCUUGAAAUUAACGAGUUUGAACUUGUGGCUAGUACGGCCUAUUACUGUGACGUUCAGUACUCUACCACAGGGAAAUUUUCUUGCCUUGAGCUAGAAUUCAAGCUACGGCGACGUCUUGCCUUUUACUUGAUCUAUGCCUAUGUGCCUUCUAUGUUGGUUGUGACCACUUCGUGGGUUUCAUUUCUUCUGGAUCCGUUGGCUGUCCCAGGCAGAGUCUCCAUUGGUUUACUCUGUAUUCUGUCACUGAUCACACACAGUGCUGCAAUUCUAACGCAAUUGCCUCGCGUUUCUUAUAUCAAAGCAAUGGAUUUGUGGGUAUUUACUUGUUUGGCAUUUGUGGUAACUUCACUGCUAGAGUUUGCCGCAGCUAAUACAAUCCGUAGAAGAAGCCUAGGCGAGUGCGGCCCCAAAAAACAGAAACCUGCGUCGAAAAAAGAAGCAGCACCUCAGAUUGUUGUCCAGGAUCUCAAGCCUGGUAAAUUGGAUGAGAAGAAAAGCAAGGAUUUAGAACUUUUGGAAGAAGAGGAAUGCCAGGGUUUGACUGAACCAGUGGGUCAGACACUCAACGAUAAAGAAGGCACCGGUGACCUGCUAUGUGGCGGUUGUUUGCCCAGUCGCUCGCGGUUAAGAGAGAUUUUCCAGGGAGAACGCCUAGACGCCAACUUUGCUAUUGGCUAUCCAAUUGCGUUUUUGUUGUUUAACAUUUUAUACUGGAGUUUCUACCUCUCAACCAGGUAA